Molecule: messenger RNA, 672 nt
Organism: Salvelinus namaycush (lake trout)
Lineage: Eukaryota; Metazoa; Chordata; Actinopteri; Salmoniformes; Salmonidae
Product: ras-related protein Rab-3A-like
Exons: 4
Coding region: 13-672 (219 amino acids)
Biological process (GO): protein localization to plasma membrane; regulation of exocytosis; maintenance of presynaptic active zone structure
Cellular component (GO): synaptic vesicle; synaptic vesicle membrane; endosome
Molecular function (GO): GTPase activity; GTP binding
Source: RefSeq, a predicted model, not a curated record
CUACUCUUUCAGAUGGCUUCAGCUACAGCUACCUAUGGACAGAAGGAGUCCUCAGACCAGAACUUUGACUACAUGUUCAAGAUCCUCAUCAUUGGAAACAGCAGCGUGGGCAAGACCAGCUUUCUGUUCCGCUACGCUGACGACUCCUUCACGCCGGCCUUCGUCAGCACGGUGGGUAUCGACUUCAAGGUGAAGACAAUCUACAGGAACGACAAGAGGAUCAAGCUACAGAUCUGGGAUACGGCAGGGCAGGAGAGGUACAGGACUAUCACCACCGCUUACUACCGCGGAGCCAUGGGCUUCAUCCUCAUGUAUGACAUCACGAAUGAGGAGUCCUUUAACGCUGUGCAGGACUGGUCAACCCAGAUCAAGACGUACUCUUGGGACAACGCGCAGGUCCUGCUGGUGGGAAACAAGUGUGACAUGGAGGACGAGAGGGUGGUGGCAGCAGACCGGGGUAGGCAGCUCUCUGAACACUUGGGGUUCGAGUUCUUUGAGGCCAGUGCCAAGGACAACAUCAAUGUGAAGCAGACGUUCGAGCGGUUGGUGGACAUCAUCUGCGAAAAGAUGUCUGAGAGCUUGGACGCCGCCGACCCGGCCAUCACAGGGGCCAAACAAGGCCCCCAGCUUACCGAGCAGCCCGCAGCCCCCCAACAGGACUGUGCAUGCUAA